Messenger RNA from Chenopodium quinoa (quinoa), 835 nucleotides. RefSeq lists its product as uncharacterized. The record is from RefSeq and is a predicted model, not a curated record. NCBI's taxonomy places the organism in Eukaryota, Viridiplantae, Streptophyta, Magnoliopsida, Caryophyllales, Amaranthaceae. The transcript is spliced from 5 exons. Bases 65 to 835 code for a protein of 256 amino acids.
AUGGUUCAUCAAGGGUCCGGAAGCCAAAAAACUGGCGGAUAAGCUUCUUGAGCACACUCAAGAGAUGGUGGAGGGCAAAUUUGAACCAAGUGUGGAGAAUGACCCUUUCACCAUGGCUUUGGGAAGGCCAUACCAUCCAGGACGAGUAGUAGGUUCAGGAGGGUCAUUGCUUGGAUGGAAUAAGGUGAUGGGUCCCGAAUACACAAAAUCGGGUAGAUCUCAAGCCAGUGUUAACUCACCGGGGGAGUUGGAUGCCAAGGUGGCAUCAAUUAAGGAACAAGUACGCAACGAGUUAGUUGGUGAAUUGAAUGCUUGGGCGAAUCUGAUGAACUUACCGGCUUUGCCGUUCCUCACUAGUACCCCGGUCGACUCAUGUUCUGAACCAAAAGGACAAGGAGAAGGUGAUAGACAUGGAGGAGAUGAGAUACGUGGUGAAGAUGUGCCACCUGAGGUUCCUACUCCUACACAUGCGGACUCGAGGGAGCUUGAAAAUCCAACACCGCAUGAAUUUCCAGAGUUACAGGAAGACACCCGGUGUGCACUUCUAGCCCCGGGGCAUGCAAAUAGUACCGCGUUGAGUUUGGUGGCGUAUGGUAGUGCCCAACCGACGACGGGUGCUACGGCGGGGCCACAUCAUUACUCGGUUGGGAUCGAUUCAGUGGUUGCGGGGUUCGAAGACAUCCCACUACCCGUACCGAUAGAGGAGGUUGAGAUAACAAUGCUUUGGCAAGUUGUAGAUAGCUUCGUUGAUUGGCCACGUGCAUGGGUGAAGUUGAUUAAUAAGGAGUUCGUUGGCAUACGUGUCAAGUUUAACUAUGUCUUUAUCGAGGAAUGA